AGAGCACCAAUCAGCGGCAGAUCGGCCCGGGUGAGCGCCCUCAGCCGGAAACAGGAACUCCUUCACCUCUGAUGGGCCCAUGGGGCCCCGAACCCUACUGCUGCUCUCGGGGACCCUGUCCCUGACCCAGACCUGGGCAGGCCCCCACAGCCUGACGUACCUCCACGCUGCUGUGCACAAACACGGUGGCGGGAAGAACCGGUACAUCCGCGUCAUCUACGUGGACGACACGGAGAUCGUGCGGUUCGACAGCAACGCUUCGAGGCCGAAGCUGGAGCCGCGAGUGCCAUGGAUGGAGCAGUCGUGGGUGGAGCAGGAGGGUGCCCAAUUUUGGGAGGAGCAGACGAGGGAAAUCAAGCACAACGAACAGAGGAGCAGAGCGAACCUGAACAACCUGCACGCCCACUACAACCAGAGCCACGGGUCUCACACUUGGCAGGAAGUGACCGGCUGCGUCGUGGGGUCGGACAAGCGCUUCCUCCGCGGGUUCAGUCUGUUCGCCUACGACGGCGCCGACUACGUCGCCCUGAACGAGGACCUGGGCUCCUGGACCGCUCCCACAGGGAUCAUCUGGAGCAACGUUCUGCUGGUCCCUAAUGCGGACGUCCGGAGAGUCUUCCUGGAGGAUACGUGCGUGCGCCGGCUCAGCCUGCUCCUGGAGAAGGGGAAGGAGACGCUGCAAAGAGCAGACCCUCCAAAGACUCACAUGACCCGCCACCCCAUCUCUGACCAUGAGGUCACCCUGAGGUGCUGGGCCCUGGGCUUCUACCCUGCGGACAUCACCCUGACCUGGCAGCGUGAAGGGGAGGACCUGACCCAGGACAUGGAGCUUGUGGAGACCAGGCCUGCGGGGGAUGGAACCUUCCAGAAGUGGGCGGCUGUGGCAGUGCCCCCUGGAGAAGAGCAGAGAUACACAUGCCGUGUGCAGCACCAGGGGCUGCCUGAGCCCCUGACUCUGAGAUGGGAACCUCCUUCUCAGACCACCAUCAUCAUCAUCAUCUUUGUGGGCAUUGCUGCUGCCCUGGGUCUCCUUGUAGCUGUGGUCACUGGAGCUGUGCUGUGGAGGAAGAAGAGCUCAGGCAGAAGCAGGGAAAUAUAUGCUCAGGCUGCCUACAGUGACAGUGCCCAGGGCUCUGAUGUGUCUCUCACAGCUCCUGAUGGAUCCCUGUGUGCUGUUUCUGCAACCAGCGUGGAAAUGUGUCAGUGUUCUUAUCCGCAUCAUGUCAGGAGGUGGUCCCCAGGCUACCCUCACUACAGGGACCUGUGUCCUCUCCCCUGCAAACUGUACUAGCAGAGUUGGGGUGAGGCCAUCCCCAUCCGGAUCAUCCUCGUCUGGGUCAUCUCUGUUAGUCCUUUGUCCUUGCCACUUCAGGAGAACCUUGUGCCACCAGGACCUGGGAUCCUAGGGACUUGAGGGUCACCCAGACCUUGUCCUAGCUCCAGCACUGUGCUCAGUGAGGGCUUCCUGUGGCCACUUCAGCCUGGGCUCAGGCCUGGGUCUGUCCUGCAGCCCCUAUCUUUUGAGUACUUGUACUUUUUUUUUUGUAGAUAUUGUACAUUUUAAGACUUUUUAAAAAUAAAGUUA
This is a messenger RNA of Phyllostomus hastatus (greater spear-nosed bat), 1585 nucleotides long. Its product is annotated as patr class I histocompatibility antigen, A-126 alpha chain-like. Gene Ontology annotation, cellular component: external side of plasma membrane. The record is from RefSeq and is a predicted model, not a curated record. NCBI's taxonomy places the organism in Eukaryota, Metazoa, Chordata, Mammalia, Chiroptera, Phyllostomidae. The transcript is spliced from 8 exons. Bases 80 to 1291 code for a protein of 403 amino acids. Gene Ontology annotation, biological process: positive regulation of T cell mediated cytotoxicity; immune response; antigen processing and presentation of endogenous peptide antigen via MHC class I via ER pathway, TAP-independent. Gene Ontology annotation, molecular function: peptide antigen binding; signaling receptor binding.